CCUCACUGUUUUGACUCGGAGAAACCAGGUCGAUCAAUCGCGAAUAACUCGCUCCGCUCCUCCCAAAAAUGGCCUCCGUGAACAGCGUCACACUCCAUGGAGUCCUCUCUCUCUCCACACCCAAAACCAAACCCACCGUAAAGGGUCUCUCCGGGUCUUCUCUCCGCAGCUUCAGACCUUCCCUCACCCAGAUUUUCUCCAGAACCAAACAGAGGGAAUGGGUCGUGGUUGGGUCGGUGUCAAAGGAGCUCGAUGUAAUCCCAGUUCAGAGCAGUGACUCUACGGACCAACAGGACGGAGUUGUGAACAGAACAGAAAGGGAAAUUGAAGGAGAAGAGAUCGUGAAUCAGGUGGUGGUUGGUGGGUUCGGGAAAGAAGGAAGGUUGUCGUUUGAAGGGGCUGGUGAAAUUCAAGGGUUUUCUUCGUCGGCGAGUUCUUCAGUUGGAAUUGAGGGUAAGAGUAAGGAGGAGGAAUUUAAGCAUUUGAUUGAUAGAGCCAUUAAUGCAGCUAUUGUUCUCGCUGCUGGCACUUUUGCCAUCAAUAAGUUGCUCACCAUCGACCAAGACUAUUGGCAUGGAUGGACCAUAUAUGAGAUAUUGAGAUUUGCACCUCAACACAACUGGAUCGCAUACGAGGAAGCCCUGAAAACAAACCCUGUUUUAGCAAAAAUGGUGAUUAGUGGAGUGGUUUACUCUGUAGGGGAUUGGAUUGCACAGUGCUAUGAAGGAAAACCUCUUUUUGAAUUUGACCGAGCGCGCAUGUUCAGAUCAGGCCUUGUCGGCUUUACUCUGCAUGGAUCCCUUUCUCAUUAUUAUUACCAGUUUUGUGAGGGACUUUUUCCUUUUCAAGAUUGGUGGGUGGUUCCUGCUAAAGUAGUCUUUGAUCAAACUCUCUGGUCUGCUACUUGGAACAGCAUCUACUAUAUAGUUUUAGGAUUCUUGCGCUUUGAAUCGCCAGUCAGUAUUUUUAAGGAAUUGAAGUCAACAUUCUUGCCUAUGUUGACUGCAGGGUGGAAACUUUGGCCAUUUGCUCAUCUGAUUACCUAUGGCGUCAUCCCUGUGGAACAGAGGCUUCUUUGGGUUGACUGUGUAGAGCUCAUUUGGGUGACAAUACUGUCAACUUACUCAAACGAGAAAUCAGAACAAAGAAUAUCCGACAUACCAGCAGAGGCAAAUUCUGAUUCCCCAUCAAUAAGUCCUCCUGAGGAGUAAACUAGAAGUUGGAAGAAAAUUUUGAAGAGGAGUCAGUCUAUUUAUGUCCAAAUGCUGAAAGAUAAGAUCAUUCGUCAUCAUGGACCUUGGCUUGCAACAGGGGUUGCUGUGGGGUGAUGGCUAGAGAGGCUGGUCGUAGCUAUACUCGCAUCCCUGUGGAUUCGCACCUGUAUCUUAUGUAAACCUACCUUCCUUUUUUCUCUGUAUGAUUUUUUUAGGUAAAAUGUUACUAGUUUCAGACUCUUAUACUAAGAAAUGUAAAGAUGAUAAUUUCCGUUCCGUCAUAGAAAAUGUAUAGUUAUUAUCUUUCUUUUGUC
Messenger RNA from Camellia sinensis, 1528 nucleotides. RefSeq lists its product as uncharacterized. Gene Ontology annotation, cellular component: membrane; cytoplasm. NCBI's taxonomy places the organism in Eukaryota, Viridiplantae, Streptophyta, Magnoliopsida, Ericales, Theaceae. The record is from RefSeq and is a predicted model, not a curated record.